GCCGUGGGACAAGGAUGCCGAGCUCCUGGGCGCUGGUGCUGGCGGUGCUGGGGGGGGCCUGCGCCCUCCCUGCCCCGGCCCCCCUGGCCUACACCCAGGUGCUGGCUCAGGCCGUCGAAUCCUCAAACCAGCGCCCCGAGGUGCAGAACGCCUUCAGGCUGCUCAGCGCCGACCCCGAGCCCGCCCCGGACAUCCAGCUCAGCUCCCCGCAGCACCUCAACUUCACCAUCACGGAGAUGCAAUGCCCGGCGCGCUUGAGAAUCUGCCCUGAUGCCUGCGAGUUCAAGGAGGACGGGCUCGUCAAGGACUGCUCCGCACCCGUGCCCCAGCGUGGGAGCUCCGUGCUUGGUGUCACCUGCGUGGACUCCACCACGGACCCCAUCAGGGUCAAGCGCUUCUGGCUGCUGCUGGUAACAGCCAUCAAGACGGUGGCUGCUGGUGUUGGCAUCUUCAAGGCCUUCAAGGGAUGAGACCCCCUCGAGGGGCUGCCAUCUGCCCCCCUCCCACCUUGGUGUCCCCCCGACCCAAAUAAAGCUGCUUUCCAGCCCCA
Strigops habroptila (Kakapo) is the source of this 550-nucleotide messenger RNA. Its product is annotated as cathelicidin-3-like. The transcript has 4 exons. Gene Ontology annotation, cellular component: extracellular region. Gene Ontology annotation, biological process: defense response to Gram-negative bacterium; antimicrobial humoral immune response mediated by antimicrobial peptide; innate immune response. Lineage: Eukaryota; Metazoa; Chordata; Aves; Psittaciformes; Psittacidae. Gene Ontology annotation, molecular function: lipopolysaccharide binding. The record is from RefSeq and is a predicted model, not a curated record. The coding region runs from base 15 to 470 and encodes 151 amino acids.